Messenger RNA from Strigops habroptila (Kakapo), 4018 nucleotides. RefSeq names its product extended synaptotagmin-1-like. NCBI's taxonomy places the organism in Eukaryota, Metazoa, Chordata, Aves, Psittaciformes, Psittacidae. The record is from RefSeq and is a predicted model, not a curated record. The coding region runs from base 274 to 3678 and encodes 1134 amino acids. The transcript has 35 exons. Gene Ontology annotation, biological process: lipid transport.
GGGAGCUGUAGUCCUCCGUGAGGUUGAAGAUGGCGGAACGAGCCGGGUCGGGUGUUUAACGCGCGGCGCCGCGGGGGCUGCCGGGAGUUGUAGUCCCCGUGAGGGGAGGGCGGGGACUCGGCUUCCCAGCGUGCCCCGCGCGGAGCCCGCGCUCCUGCCCUGCCCGCGCGCUCCUCGCGCUCCCGGGGUCUCCCGAGCGGCCGCUCCGGUACCGGCACCGCGCACCGGGGACCGGGGGCGGGGGGGGGGACGGCGGCCGAGGCGGCUCCGACCAUGUCGGGCGAGGAGGAGGCGGCCGAGCUGACGAUCGCCGAGGACCUGGUGGUGACCAAGUACAAGAUGGGGGGGGACAUCGCCAACCGGGUCCUGCGGGCGGUGCUGGAAGCGGCCAACUCGGGAGCGUCGGUUCUGUGCCUGUGCGAGAAGGGAGAUUCCAUGAUCAUGGAGGAGACCGGCAAGAUCUUCAAGAAGGAAAAGGAAAUGAAAAAAGGUAUUGCCUUCCCAACGAGUAUAUCAGUCAAUAACUGCGUCUGUCACUUCUCCCCCCUGAAGAGUGACCAAGAUUACAUCCUCAAAGACGGAGACUUGGUCAAAAUUGACCUGGGAGUCCACGUCGAUGGCUUCAUAGCGAAUGUAGCACACAGUUUUGUCAUAGAUGCCUCAAAGGAAAACCCCGUGUCGGGCCGGAAAGCUGAUGUCAUCAAAGCAGCUCAUCUCUGCGCCGAGGCCGCGCUGCGCCUGGUGAAGCCCGGCAACCAGAACACACAAGUGACAGAGGCCUGGAACAAAAUAGCCCACUCGUUCCACUGCACCCCCAUUGAAGGGAUGCUGUCCCACCAGCUGAAGCAGCACGUGAUCGACGGGGAGAAAACCAUCAUCCAGAACCCGACAGACCAGCAGAAGAAGGACCAUGAAAAAGCCGAGUUUGAGGUCCACGAAGUUUACGCUGUCGAUGUCCUCGUCAGCAGCGGAGAGGGCAAGGCCAAGGACGCCGGGCAGAGAACCACCAUCUACAAAAGGGACCCCUCCAAACAGUACGGCUUGAAGAUGAAAACCUCCCGUGCCUUUUUCAGCGAGGUGGAGAGGCGCUUCGACACCAUGCCCUUCACUCUCAGGGCGUUCGAGGAUGAGAAGAAGGCCAGGAUGGGGGUGGUGGAAUGCGCCAAGCACGAGCUGCUGCAGCCUUUCAACGUGCUCUAUGAGAAGGAAGGGGAGUUUGUGGCCCAGUUCAAGUUCACGGUGCUGUUAAUGCCCAACGGCCCCAUGCGGAUAACCAGCGGCCCCUUCGAGCCCGAGCUCUACAGGUCCGACUUCGAGGUGCAGGAUGGGGAGCUGAAGGCCCUUCUACAAAGCUCUGCAAGCAGGAAGACCCAGAAGAAGAAGAAGAAGAAGGUAACCGCGCUCCGUGCCCCCCCGCAGGGGGUGCUGCGGGUUCACCUCCGCGCCGCGCGGGGGCUGCGCUCCAAGGACCGCUUCCUGGGGGGGCUGCUGGAGGGCAGGUCCGAUCCGUACGCGGUGCUGCGCCUCGGCACGCAGCUCGCCACCAGCAGGGUGCUGCGCAGCGACCUGCACCCCGCCUGGGACGAGCUGCACGAGUUUGUGGUGCACGAGGUGCCGGGGCAGGAGAUGGAGGUGGAGCUGUUUGACAAGGACCCCGACCAGGACGACUUCUUGGGCAGGCUGAAGCUGGACCUGGAGGACGUGAUGAAGCGCCGGGUGCUGGAGGAGUGGUUCCCGCUGCAGGAGGGGGGUGAGGGCCGGCUCCAUCUGCGCCUGGAGUGGCUCAGCCUCCUCUCGGAUGCUUCCAAACUGGAUGAGGUAUUGGAGAAGAACCGGAUGAUCGUGGCCAAACCUGACCCCCCCUCAGCCGCCAUCCUCGUUGUGUACCUGGACCGGGCUGAGGAGCUGCCUGUAAAGAAGCCGGGCAAAGAGCCCAACCCCAUGGUGCAGGUCUCGGUGCAGGAUGUGACCCGGGAGAGCAAGGUGGUUUAUGGCACCUCAGCGCCCGUGUGGGAGGACGCUUUCCGCUUCUUCCUGCACGACCCCAGGAACCAGGACGUGGACAUCCAGGUGAAGGACGACCCCCGGCAGACGCCGCUGGGCUCCGUGUCGCUGCCGCUGUCGCUGCUGCUGGAGGCGCCGGAGCUCACCCUGGGCCGGCCCUUCCCGCUGCAGCGCUCGGGGCCCCGCAGCCGCCUGCACAUGAAGCUGGUGCUGCGGGUUCUCUUCCUCGAUGCCCCCGAGAGCGCUGCCCCCCCCCCCCCCGCCGGAGCCAUCGGGCAGCGCCGCCCCCCCCCCGGUCCCCCCACGCCAGCCCCAACCCCGAGUUCGCGCGUGCUGCGGAUCCACCUGCUGGAGGCGGAGGAGCUGGUGGCCAAGGACACGUUCCUGCGGGGGGCGCUGCGGGGCCGCUCCGACCCCUACGCGCGGGUGCGGGUGGCGGGGGGGGGCUUCCGCAGCCGCGUCAUCCGCGAGGAGCUCAACCCGCGCUGGAACGAGGUCUACGAGGCCAUCGUGACGAACGUGCCGGGGCAGGACGUGGAGUUCGAGCUCUUUGACAAGGACAUCGAUAAGGACGACUUCCUGGGCCGGUGCAAGGUGCCGCUGCGGCGGGUGCUGAGCAGCCGCGUCGUGGAUGAGUGGCUGCCCCUGGAGGGGGUGAAGUCGGGGCGGCUGCACGUGCGGCUCGAGAGCCUGAGCCCCAGCGCCAGCCCCGCGCUGCUCCAGCAGGUCCUGCACACCAACAGCCUCCUGCAGCCCCCCCGCGGCGAGGAGCUCUCGGCCGCGCUGCUCUCCGUGUUCAUGGACCGAGCCGCCGACCUCCCGCUCCGGAAGGGCUCCAAGCCCCCCUCCGCCUUCGCCAGCCUCUCCGUGCGCGACGUCUCCGUUAAGACCAAGCCCAGCGCCCCGACCACAGCACCCGUGUGGGAUGAAGGCUUCUCCUUCCUCAUCAAGCGGCCCCACGUGGAGUCAUUGGAGCUGCAGGUGAAGGACGAGGGGGGGCAGCCCCUGGGUGCCCUCAGCCUGCCCCUGCCCCAGCUCCUGGCCUCCGAGGGGCUGGUGCUGGAUGGUUGGUUCCCCCUGGCCGGGGGGGGGCCCAGCAGCCAGGUCCUGCUGCGGGCGCAGCUGGGGGUCCUGGUGUCGCUGCAGGCCGAGGCCAGCGCCGGGGGGGACACUGCCCCCCAACCCAUGGAGGAGCCGGGGGGGGCAGAGCAGAGCGGGGGGGGGGGGCUGCGCCAGCGCCUGCUCCCCACCGACAGCCCCCCCGAGCCCGAGGGUCCCCUGGGCCGGCUGCAGCUCACGCUGUGGUACCACGGGGACGAGCACAAGCUGGUGGCCAUUGUCCACGCCUGCAGGAAGCUGAGGCCGGUGUCGAAGGAGCUGCCCGACCCCUACGUGUCGCUGGUGCUGCUGCCCGACCGCAGCCGCGGCUCCAAGAGGAAGACAAGUGUCCAGAGGAGGACCCUGAACCCCGACUUCAAUGAGAGGUUCGAGUGGGACCUGUCCCUCGAGGAGGCCUCACGGCGCAAGCUGGAAGCUCACGUCAAAUCCACCCUCUCCUUCAUGUCCCGGGAGAAGGAGGCGCUGGGGAAGCUCCAUCUGGACCUGGCCCAAGUGGAUCUCGCCGAGGGAGGGACCCACUGGUAUGAUCUCCAGGACGAGCGGAGCAGCCCCUAAAGGGGGGGCCCCCCCAUAUCCCCGCCGUGCCUGGGGGGGGGCAGCAGGAACAAGGGUCCUGGACCCCCCCCCCCCCCCACCAUUGUGCUGCUGCCCCCCCCACCACCACCUGCCUGCCACUGACCAAAGAUGCACCCGAGGGGGGGGGGACACCGAGGAUGAACCCCCCCCCACCAUAGACUGUUACGUACCUCGUGCCUUCUGCCCACCCGGGGGGGGCCCCCCCCCCGGGACACGCUCUCAUUUGAUGCCACCAUCGUGCCAGCACUGCGUGACCCCCACACUGCAUCCCGUGUCCCCCCCCCCCACAUCGCGCUAAUAAAGGAUGGAGGUGAUGGUG